UGUGUCUGCAGAUGGACUUGGAACCAGAGGGAAAGGUCUACGUCCUUAUUACCCUUACUGGAUCGUUCACUGAUGAUGUUGCAGUAAUAAAAGAAAACACCCACAAACAGUUUACAAGGACGCGGCAGGGCGCCGUGAGGCGAAGGAUCCACCAAGUCAACGGACACAAGUUCAUGUCCACUUUCCUCCGUCAGCCUACCUUCUGUUUCCACUGCAAGGAGUUCAUCUGGGGUGUUUUUGGAAAACAAGGCUACCAGUGUCAAGUGUGUACGUGUGUAGUUCACAAACGAUGCCACCAGCUGGUUGUAACUGUGUGUCCACGGAUGAAGAAGUCGGCCAAAGAGCAGGAUACAACUCAAGGUUUCAGCAUCAACGUCCCUCACAAGUUCAGCAUACACAACUACAAGUCUCCCACCUUCUGUGAUCACUGUGGUUCGCUGCUGUGGGGAAUAGUUCGGCAGGGCCUGCACUGCAAAAUCUGCAAAAUGAACGUUCACAUCCGCUGCAAAGGCAACGUUGCCCCAAACUGUGGAGUCAACAGCGUUGAACUAGCCAAUAAGCUUGCAGAGAUGGGUCUGCAGGCUGGAGGGCUCUCCAAACGGAACACCAUGGUUAAAGAUCCAAGGAGGGCAUCAUCUGAGAGAAGGGAGAGUAGCAUCACAGAGGUCCAGCCAGAAACCCCUCGGCUGGGAAUCUCAGACUUCACCUUCCUUCAAGUUCUUGGGAAGGGUAGCUUCGGCAAGGUUAUGCUGGCGAAACUAAAUGGCAAAGAUCAUGUCUUCGCCAUCAAGGUGUUGAAGAAGGACAUCAUCCUGCAGGAUGAUGAUGUGGAGUGCACCAUGACAGAGAAGCGGGUGCUGUCUCUGGCCCGCUGUCACCCCUACCUCACGCAGCUCUACUGCUGCUUCCAGACACCGGACCGUCUCUUCUUUGUGAUGGAGUUUGUGAAUGGAGGCGAUCUCAUGUUUCACAUCCAGAAGUCCAGGAAAUUUGAGGAGGGCAGAGCGCGUUUCUACACAGCAGAGAUCACUUCCGCUCUGAUGUUCCUGCACAGCAAAGGAAUCAUUUACAGGGACCUAAAACUGGACAACGUGCUUCUGGACAAAGAUGGUCACUGCAAACUGGCAGAUUUCGGCAUGUGCAAGGAGGGUAUAUUUGAGGGCGUGGCCACGGGGACCUUCUGUGGCACUCCGGAUUACAUCGCCCCCGAGAUCCUGCAGGAGAUGCUUUAUGGCCCGUCCGUGGAUUGGUGGGCGCUCGGUGUGCUGCUGUAUGAGAUGCUGUCAGGACACGCCCCCUUCGAAGCUGAAAAUGAAGACGACCUCUUUGAAUCCAUCCUUAACGAGGAAAUCGUUUACGCAUCCUGGCUCAGCACGGAGGCGGUCAACAUCCUCAAAGCUUUUUUGACCAAAAACCCAGCGCGGCGUCUCGGCUGCGUAGAGUCAGACGGUGGCGAGAAGGCAGUGAUCAGCCACUCCUUCUUCACUUCCAUCGACUGGGAAAAACUAGAACGCAGAGAAAUAGAGCCACCCUUCAAGCCAAGGAUUAAAACACCUGAGGAUGUGAACAACUUUGACCCAGAUUUCACGCAGGAGGAGCCCACCCUCACACCCAUCGAUGACCCCAUGAUCCCUUCCAUCAACCAGGAGGAGUUUAGAAACUUUUCCUUCACUUCACCAGAUCUACUGGUGAUCUGAUUGGCUCCCCUAUCCUCCAAUCCUGUACUUUGCCCCCACUUUUUCCCUGCCUGUGUCUGCAGCUAUUCCUUGUACUUGGUCUUUGCUCAUCGCCCAGAAAUGUGGGCAAAUGUGUGUGAAGAGGAAGCAGAUUCUGAAAGCCUUUGACAAUUCAGCAAGAAACCAGAUGUAACUGAACUCCUAUGCACUGAUGGGAUCCUGGACAUCUCCGAUUGAGACUUUUUCUUGGUUUUUACUGUCAGGUGCCUUUAUUGGCCAUUCAAGUGUCUACAGGAUGUAUUUGAGAUGCUGUUGCAUUGAAACAAUUACUUCCGUUCAAGUCUUCAAAUGAAAUGCACUUUUAAAAAAACCCAAAACAUUCAUUUUCACUGUGUCCAAUUUUUGCUGAACAGAAACACACGAGUCAGAAAACAGAAAGCCAGUUUCACACAAAUCCUCCAGAUUCCAGGAAAAGUCAGAAUACCAGUUAAAUCCUGGAAAGACUGACUGAAGCGGAUGAAAUAGUUUUUCAGUGAUGCAUCCCCCUUCUGGAAAAACACACAGACUGGAGCACACUGUUUGAAUUAGUUUCCCAAUAUGUUUAAAAACCUUAGAUUUCGGAUGAAGCUAGAAACACAGCUGCUCUCUGAGAUGUUUUACUGAUUAAAGCUUACAGAACAGGUUCAAUAGGCUGGACCCAGCCGGGUACAGAUAAUAGGCAGUGUGUUUUAUUUAUUUGGGUCACACCUCAUCCAAAAGCUCCCCUUCUGUCUCUGACACGCUCUGUAAUUUGAUCAGCCGGGCAUGUUGAAUAUGAUGCAACAUUUCGCCUGCCGACUCAGGCUGAUGGUGAAAUAUCCAAAACUCUGUGGGUUUCACCAUGCAGCAGCGGAGCAAAGAGAGAGUGAAAACAGUCGGUGGGAUCUUGGCUGACUGAAAGGAGUCCUGGACCUUGCGUACAGUCAUUUUGUCACUCCAUUUACACGCUCUCUGCCUCUGCAAACACAGCUUGGGAAAGCUUCCCGCUCGUUGGGCAGACCUCAUGUUGGUAAAAAUCCAAGAAAUUCACAAAGGAAAAAAACUGUAGCUUAACAUUUUGGUUCUGUUAGUGGAAUAAAGAGCAAACAAACUGAGGGAGGAAACUCCAUUACCCUGGUGCUAACUGAUCCUCCUGUGUGCCCUUCAAUUUAGCUUUAUUUAUUUUUAUUGCAAACCAUUAUAAACAGGAAACCACACAUAGUGUCACAGCUGUCGCCUUAAAUCCAGACAGGAAGAGAAGAGCAACAAAGUAAUUACCAGGCCUUUCUGUGCUGCUGGGUAUUUAUAAGGCCCUCUAUGCUGAUGACAGGAAGCCUGAGGUGAACUCCUGCCUUAAACUGAGCAGACAUGAUCAAACCUGGGCGUCCAGGACACAGGCUUCUCUUGCUGGUGAAAGGGAAGUCUGGAGGCUCUACAUGUGUUAGUCUCCUCAGCCUCACGCUCUGUGAAGGAUGACCAACUGGCAGCUUGGGGUGGAAAAAUGUCUCCUUGCAUCCUGAGCUUCAAAACAGAUGGUCAUUCCCACUCCAAUUCAAAUCUGAAAUUAAUACAAAGUCUUAUAAAUAACUGUGUUCUUUUAGCCUACUGUGCGCUGAGGCCCCAAAUUGGGGCUUAUUGCCUCUUUCUGCUAAUAACUAGUGCCAACCUUAGCAGCCAGAAUCCUUAUCAGACAUAUAUAGAUAACAGUGAGCCUUUUCCAACACUUUGCAUUAUAACUUGAAUUCAGCCAUCUUAGUUU
Cyprinodon variegatus (sheepshead minnow) is the source of this 3453-nucleotide messenger RNA. It is a transcript of the gene prkcha, whose product is annotated as protein kinase C eta type-like. The record is from RefSeq and is a predicted model, not a curated record. Lineage: Eukaryota; Metazoa; Chordata; Actinopteri; Cyprinodontiformes; Cyprinodontidae. Gene Ontology annotation, biological process: protein phosphorylation. The coding region runs from base 12 to 1697 and encodes 561 amino acids. Gene Ontology annotation, molecular function: diacylglycerol-dependent serine/threonine kinase activity; ATP binding. The transcript has 13 exons.